AUGACACAUCAUGACAUAUCAACACUGGCGUUGUGUAAUGUACAUGUUCAUGUAAGGGCUUAUUUCAUAAAAGGAUGAAGUGUUAAAUAUAUUUUUAAAAAUCUUAAAAAUAAACCUUAAAUUUUACAGUAAAACCUUUUUUUGAACCUUUAUACAUAUAGUACGAAACCUUUUUUAUGAUAACAACUUUCCAACUGUUCUUUGUAAUAUAACUCUUAUCAAAAAUUACCAUAAUAGUGUGACAUCCUGGUUAUAAUGGUACUUAAAGAAAUUUGACACUAAUUUUGGCAUUUAAUAUAAUGUUUUUGACAUUGAAAAUAUUUUUUAAAUUCAGAGGGCAACACUAUACCUAUCCUUAGCUGCUAUCGUACUCAAUGUAGCUGUACUAGUGUACGAAAUCAACAAUGACUAUUUACUUUAUGGAGCUGCUUCGUUCUGUGCCGUGAUAACAGUUAUACCACUAAUAAUUGGGAAUCGCCUGAGAAAAUCUGCACUUUACUUUCCGUUUUUGGUUGUAUACGUAAGUUACCCUACAGUUUUUUUUAUAAUUUACUGCAGUACUAUAGGUUUUAAACGAAUAAUGUAUAAAAAACAACAUAUUUUUUAUUUACAAAGUUAAGUGGCUUACACUAUACCGUAAUAUAUUGUAACUAUACCUUACAGUUCACGGCAAUAACAGCCAAGAUUACUCAUAUCAUUGCUACUACAAUAUACUACGUUUACAAUGGCAAUCGACCCCAAUCGCAAGACUUUGAAAUGCACAUUGUCUACAUAACGGCGUUUCUCGGUACGUUAGCCUACUCAGCGUUCCAAUUUUACUAUUAUGGAGUGGUAUUCAAGUCGUUUUUAUACCUACGGAGAUCGUAUAUGGGUUUACGUAUGAGUUCAAAGAAACGAGAGGCCAAAGAGAAGACUGAUGGCAUUAUUUAA
Messenger RNA from Bursaphelenchus okinawaensis, 930 nucleotides. The record is from the annotation of a GenBank genome assembly. Lineage: Eukaryota; Metazoa; Nematoda; Chromadorea; Rhabditida; Aphelenchoididae.